GAUCCUCGCUAAGCUCCGAGUUUAGGCGGCCCCGGGCGUCCCACGAUGCCGAAGAAUAAGAAGCGGAACACGCCCCACCGCGGUGGCAGUGGUGGUGGCGGCGGCGCGGUGGCAGCUGCAGCGACGGCGGCGACGGCAGGUGGCCAGCAUCGAAAUGUUCAGCCCUUUAGUGAUGAGGAUGCAUCGAUUGAAACAAUGAGCCAUUGCAGUGGCUACAGUGAUCCUUCCAGUUUUGCUGAAGAUGGACCAGAAGUCCUUGAUGAAGAAGGAACUCAGGAAGACAUAGAGUACAAGUUGAAGGGAUUCAUUGACCUGACCAUGGAUAAGAGUGCGAAGACAAGGCAGGCAGCUCUUGAAGGUAUUAAAAAUGCACUGGUUUCAAAAAUGCUUUAUGAAUUUAUUCUGGAAAGAAGAAUGACUUUAACUGAUAGCAUUGAACGCUGCCUGAAAAAAGGUAAGAGUGAUGAGCAGCGAGCAGCUGCGGCAUUGGCGUCUGUGCUCUGUGUUCAGCUGGGGCCUGGCAUUGAAAGUGAAGAGGUUUUCAAAACUCUUGGACCAGUCCUAAAGAAGAUAAUUUGUGAUGGAACAGCUAGUGUCCAGGCUAGACAAACUUGUGCAACUUGCUUUGGUGUUUGCUGUUUUAUUGCCACAGAUGACAUUACAGAGCUGUUUUCAACUCUGGAAUAUUUGGAAAAUAUCUUCACCAAGUCCUAUGUCAAAGAGAAAGACACUAAUGUUAUUUGUAGCACCACUAAUACGGUGCUUCAUAUCCGCUCCCUUCUUGCAUGGACAUUAUUACUGACCAUAUGCCCAAUCAGUGAAGUGAAGAAAAAGCUUGAGAUGCAUUUCCAUAAACUUCCAAGCCUCCUUUCUUCUGAUGAUGUAAACAUGAGAAUAGCUGCUGGUGAAUCUUUGGCACUCCUAUUUGAACUCGCCAGAGGAAUGGAGAGUGACUUCUUUUAUGAAGACAUGGAGUCUUUGACUCAGAUGCUUAGGGCUUUGGCUACAGAUGGAAAUAAACACCGUGCCAAAGUGGACAAGAGAAAGCAGCGGUCAGUGUUCAGAGACAUCCUGAGGGCCAUGGAGGAACGGGAUUUUCCAACAGAAACUGUUAAAUUUGGUCCUGAACGUAUGUAUAUUGACUGCUGGGUCAAAAAACAUACCUAUGACACCUUUAAGGAGGUUCUUGGAUCAGGGAUGCAGUACCACCUACAGUCGAAUGAAUUCCUUCGCAAUGUCUUUGAACUUGGCCCCCCAGUCAUGCUUGAUGCUGCAACGCUUAAAACAAUGAAGAUUUCUCGUUUUGAAAGGCAUUUAUAUAAUUCUGCAGCCUUCAAGGCUCGAACAAAAGCUCGAAGCAAAUGUCGAGAUAAGAGAGCAGAUGUUGGAGAAUUCUUCUAGAUUUUUAACACUUGAAGAUCACUUUCUAAUUUCCUUUUUUUUGUGUGUGAUUUCUAAUGUAUUUAAAUUCUGGACAGUUUUUAUCUUGGGUCAACAUAGAUCUAGCUUUUGUAGUGGGGGUUAUAUUAUAAUUUAAUGUACAGUAUUGUGAAUGGUGAGUUCUGAUUAUUGAAUAUUCUCUGUAAAUAUCAGUAAACAUGAAUACAGUGUAUAUAAU
This is a messenger RNA of Manis pentadactyla (Chinese pangolin), 1618 nucleotides long. RefSeq names its product interferon related developmental regulator 1 (gene IFRD1). NCBI's taxonomy places the organism in Eukaryota, Metazoa, Chordata, Mammalia, Pholidota, Manidae. Gene Ontology annotation, cellular component: nucleus. The transcript is spliced from 12 exons. The record is from RefSeq and is a predicted model, not a curated record. Bases 46 to 1401 code for a protein of 451 amino acids.